CCAGGUGGCGGGUCUGAAGAAGUAUGGCUGCGUCCAUGCUGUCAAGGGUGUCUUUGAUCAAACUAGGAUUGAAUCACGGUAAACUGAAUCUGCACAGGUGUGUUGGCACAAGUUGUAGUAGAAUUUUCAUUAAUCAAACAUUACAUGAUUCGCCAACUACUGUGCGGCAUGGAAACACUUGGCUUGUUCCAUUCAGGGCUUUACCAAUCAGCCAACCAUUCAGGAAUCUCCAUAGCUCAACAGCUUUGCUGGGGCAGCGUGUGACUUUCAAGCUGUCGGACAUAGGAGAAGGCAUCAGAGAAGUGCACCUGAAAGAAUGGUACGUGAGCACGGGUGAUCGUGUCGCACAGUUCGAUAGCGUCUGUGAGGUGCAGAGUGACAAGGCGUCGGUGACGAUCACUAGCCGGUAUGACGGUGUCAUCAAGAAGCUCUACCAUGAGGUCGAUGGCGUGGCUUUAGUUGGACAUCCUCUGGUAGAGAUAGAGCUGGAUGAGGAUGAGAAAGAUGAAGAGGUGGAUUCCCUCGAGGAUUCGACAGUGUCACGACCGACGACGAUGGAGGAAGUUGUGCGGCAGGCUACUGAUGGCAAAGUGCUUGCUACGCCCGCUGUGCGCAGGCUAGCCAUAGAAAACAAUAUAAAAUUGAGCGAUGUCACUGGAACAGGAAAGGAUGGUAGGGUAAUGAAGGAGGAUAUUAUGAAGCACAUAGCUGCUCUAAACACUGGCAUACCCCCCACAGCACCAACACCGGAGACAAAGGCAUUUGUGCCGCCAACAUUGCCCGUUCUGCCACCCAAGGCAUCUCCCUCUCCUCCUGCUCCUGUCCCAGUUCGUGCUGCCCCCAUAGUUAUCGGUCAAGAUAGAACCGAGAAGAUCAAGGGCUACACUCGGACCAUGGUAAAGACAAUGCAGGAGUCAUUGAGCAUACCUCACUUUGGCUACUGCGAUGAGGUGGACAUGACUGAGCUAGCACACCAGAAAGCGAACCUAAAAGAGCUGGCUGCGCGUCGUGGAAUCAAGUUCACCUAUAUGCCGUUCCUCAUCAAGGCAGCGUCGAUGGCUCUCCACCACUACCCAAUUCUUAAUGCGAUCAUGGAUGAUAAGCAGGAGAAUAUAAUCUACAAGGCUUCUCACAAUAUCGGCAUUGCGAUGGACACUCCGGACGGACUGAUUGUUCCGAACGUGAAGAACACGCAGGCGUUGAGCGUGUUCGAGAUUGCCAUAGAGCUGGCGAGACUGCAACCACUGGCCAGCAGUGGGAAGAUCGGCACGGCCGACCUCUCCGGAACCACGUUCUCCCUCUCCAACAUCGGCACGAUUGGUGGCACAUAUGCAAAACCUGUACUUAUACCUCCAUCAGUUGCUAUAGGAGCAAUAGGGAAAAUUCAGAGCCUUCCAAGGUUUGAUGAGAACGGAAGCGUAGUUAAAGCUCACAUCAUGAACAUCAGCUGGUCGGCCGAUCACCGGCUCAUAGAUGGCGCCACCAUGGCACGGUUCUCCAAUAUAUGGAAGGGCUACUUGGAGAAUCCGGCAUCCAUGAUAUUGGACCUGAAGUGAGCGAGCCUUGAUGGUAGCAGAAAUUAUUAUCUCAUUGUGAGAACUGCCUGAGAUGGUGGGUUGGCAGUGGGGAGUCAGUGAAGGUAGGAGCAAGAGAAAGCAUUUCGUAGUUGCUAGGGUUGUAGGUUUUGGCAAUUGAAGCUGGACAGCCUCGAAGUUGGACGUGAGGUUAGGGAAGACUUGCUGACGCAUUAGCUGCUCUAGGGGUUAAGCCUACGCGCACUGGUAUAUUGGUGCACGCGAGUUAAGUGCAAUACUAACUUUGUAUGUAGAGUAUUUAUUACUUGUGAGAAUAACGUUUGACCCAAUUGACCAAUGUCACAUAUGUGCCACUUCAUAUAUUUAGUAUUGUUAUUCACUGUCAAUGUAUCGGGAUACUGUCGUUGUUUUAGCAAAUUUUGCAUCAUUCACACUGUGCUAGACAUGCUAGAAAGCUGCAUGAUCACCAUUUCGAUCUGAGCGGUUGAUAUACGAAACCGAAUUAGGUUAAUAGUAGCCCGACCAGGCUCUACAACUGUUUAACAUCGUAGGAAACGCCUUCUCGCCACAUAGUGAAAAUCGAGAAGGUAGCUUGUGGCUAAGUUAAUAGGAGAUGCCACCAUACGUCAGUAACCGAAUAAGUUUCUACACACUAUAAGUCUCAAUGAAAGACUUAAUGUGGUCAGGUGAUAAUGUUCCCAUGAAGGUAGGCUCAUUGAAAUCAUUGCAGGCUAUCGAUGGCCUGUAACCAUUGCCGUCAUAGAGGCCUUUUCUGUCCUAGUGAAUAAUUGCUCAUGGCUACAGAGAGUACAAAACCCAACAGUUGAGUAGAUUGUUGUUCCAGCUUGACUUUUCUGGCAGACCUCCAAAAAGUGAGAAGCAAAUAGUGUUACGUGCAGGAAAUAGAGAGCGAGAGAAAGGGGAGAGAGAGAGCUUCUGUAAAGGUAAUCUGAAGUAGAUGGCUUUGUACAUACUUGUAAAUUACAGUUAUCCAUGCAGAGGGCAGCAGUUCGCUGAAGUAGUUAAGUAAGAUGAAGGGUGCAAGAUUGAAUCCUUGCAGUUAGGGGUUUCAGUCGUGGUAAUGUAGUUCCAACAUGACACCAGACGUCUUUCCAGCGAGUUUCUACCGAGAUAGUUGGCAUAGCUGAGAGUUAGGUGGGUUUCUUAAAUCAGCUUUUAAGCACCAGAAUUAUGAGGAAAAUUGUGAAAAGUAAAAUUACGGACAGAAAAUAUAGUGAAGCAACUCAAUUAAGCUGCAACUGAUGAUAAUCGCUAUUCAGGGAGUACUGUUAUCGUGUUAUGUAGUGAGAUAAUUCUUAUAUACGCUUUCAAAUAAAACAAUACAGAGUGGCACUGGCUAUAUUACAAACAAAA
Priapulus caudatus is the source of this 2909-nucleotide messenger RNA. RefSeq names its product lipoamide acyltransferase component of branched-chain alpha-keto acid dehydrogenase complex, mitochondrial-like. The record is from RefSeq and is a predicted model, not a curated record. Gene Ontology annotation, cellular component: cytoplasm; mitochondrion. Gene Ontology annotation, molecular function: lipoic acid binding; acetyltransferase activity. The coding region runs from base 24 to 1556 and encodes 510 amino acids. NCBI's taxonomy places the organism in Eukaryota, Metazoa, Priapulida, Priapulimorpha, Priapulimorphida, Priapulidae. The transcript is spliced from 12 exons.